This is a messenger RNA of Galleria mellonella (greater wax moth), 1453 nucleotides long. RefSeq lists its product as uncharacterized. The transcript has 7 exons. NCBI's taxonomy places the organism in Eukaryota, Metazoa, Arthropoda, Insecta, Lepidoptera, Pyralidae. The record is from RefSeq and is a predicted model, not a curated record. Bases 89 to 1453 code for a protein of 454 amino acids.
UCAAUGACACUUCCUUGCGAUGAAAUGAAACCAUUGUACCAUCAACGUUGCCUUGGUUACACAGCUAAACACAAAGUAUUUUUCAAUUAUGACUACUGAUGAAGAAAAAUCGAAAUUAGCUAAACUUCUCCAAGGAAUAGAUAUUCCUGAUAUUAAAUUAUCAGAAAGAUGUUCAGAAUUAGUCAAUGAAAUCCAUAGUAAAUACGAGAAGGAAGUAGAAGAAGAAUCAAUGGAAGGUUUGGAUGAGGCCGCACAUGUGAAUCCUUAUAAAGUCGAUCGAAUACUCCUGGAUGAAAUUGAUAGAAAAAUACAUGAACUGAUGUUUGAAAACAAACGACUUAAAAGAAACAAUAAUUCAGAAAGUGACACGUUGCCUACUUCCGAUCCGAAGAGACCUUGGCGCACUCACUCUAGUAAAGAAAAACUAUUUCGUAUUGAUAGUGAACUUAAGAGACAUCAUGAAAAAGCCACAGAAUUAAUUACUCCAUUAGCUGACAGUGAUAUGAAAGAUUUAGUAAUGGAAUGCCAGAAGCAGACCUUUACUGCAUGUGCAGUUACAGCUGAUCGUCUUCGUGACACUGUAGAUUCAGCAAAGAAAAAUUUACCGAAUUUUCAAUAUAAAAAAAUUAACAAUACUACUGCCACUGCUAUUUUAGCACAUGCACAUGAUGUAACCGGCAGCGGUCAAUAUAUUCCACGACCGGAAACUCGGCAAUGUUUCCUUCGCAGUCUUGGCGAGCUGAAAAACUUGAGACUACUUGCCCUUGAAUAUUCUCAUAUUGCAGAUGGCACUGGUGGUGCCCUUUUGUCCCUUCUGCCUGUACUUAAACGUCCACAUUUUCGAUUACAGUUGAUAUGCCGCGAAGAUCAGACGCCUGGUCGCUUUGACCCUGCACUGGGUUGUAGCGGAUAUGAUAUUCCUGAUACAGCGUGGCAACGUGUUGCCAUCGCGUGCCCUGAUCUCUACUUAUUUAUGGCUUUUUUUCGUGUUCGUGACUACGACAAUGUCAGACGUUUCUUGUCGCCAAGUAUACCACUACGUGAGGUCCAUCUGCAAUUCGGCAUUGAUCUCAAAAUGGAGCGAAGGCAAAAUUCAGACAUUAGUUGCUUUAUUCAUUACAUAAGCUUUCGUUAUAGCAAUACACUGGUAACACUAAGCAUACACCAAUGGAGGUUCGUAGUAUUUCCUUUAAGAAGAAUAUUCGAAUUAUUGCCUAGAUUGGUACGGUUUUUUUACACUGGCAAAGUAGAAGACGAGAUUGAUUUAAGAAGAAUGUUGCAAACAAUAUCAUGUGGUGUAUGCGAUAAAUUGAAGCAAGUAACCAUUCACGUGCAGGAUGAAGAGUCGAAAAGGUCUUAUUGGAAAAUGGUUAUUAAUUCUAUCACGGAAGAUUUUGCUGCCAUUAUGCAGUUAUAUGAAAUUGAUUUUUGUAUUGUCACAUACAAAAUUUGA